AUGGACGAUGACGGCAAAAAGAGACGACGACAAGGACAAGUUGUCAGUGUUGAGGUGAAGCCUUCAUCGCCUCCUUCCUCCUCCUCCUCAUUGCCAUCCGCAUGGCAAGGCUUUGGGAGGAAGGUUCAGCUGCUGCUUCCCUACGUCUGGCCCAAAGGCACUGCGGUGCUGCAGGCCGUGGUGCUGCUGUGUGUAGGCCUGUUGGUGGCCGAACGCCUGGUUAAUGUACUGGUACCAGUUUAUGCCAAGGACAUCGUGAAUGCCUUGUCGUCUGGAAGUGGCUGGACGUCACUGAUCUACACUGUCUGCAUCUACGUUCUACUCAAGUUUCUUCAAGGAGGAGGAGCAGGUACGUCAGGUUUCAUCAGUAACCUCCGUCAGUUUCUUUGGGUCAAAGUUCAACAGUUCACCAGCAGAGGGAUCCAGGUUCGUCUGUUUUCUCAUCUACAUGGUUUGUCUCUACGUUGGCACCUGGACCGACGAACUGGAGACGUGUUGAGGAGCAUCGACCGAGGAACCUCCUCCAUCAACAACCUGCUCAGUUACAUCCUGUUCAGCAUCCUGCCCACCAUCUGUGACAUCGUCAUCGCCAUUGUCUACUUCAGCUCGUACUUCAACGUCUGGUUCGGACUCAUUGUUCUGAGCUGUAUGGUCCUCUACCUCACCUGUACUGUCCUCAUCACUGAGUGGAGGACCAAGUACCGCAGGGACAUGAACACCGAGGACAACAACGCCAAGUCCAGGGCCGUCGACUCGCUGCUCAACUUCGAGACGGUCAAAUAUUACAACGCUGAGGAUUAUGAAGUCCGCUGCUUCGACGAGGCCAUCGUCAGAUACCAGCGCUGUGAGUGGAAGAGCUCGGCCUCGUUGGCUCUGUUGAACCAGACCCAGAACAUCAUCAUCGGGUCGGGUCUUCUGGCUGGGUCGCUGCUCUGCGCCCACCUGGUCUCAGAGGGGCGGUUCCAGGUUGGAGACUAUGUCCUCUUUGGUACCUACAUCAUUCAGCUCUACACCCCCCUCAACUGGUUCGGUACCUACUACAGGCUGAUCCAGAGUGCAUUCGUGGACAUGGAGAACAUGUUGACUUUGCUGACAGAGCAGAAGGAGGUUCAGGAUGCAGACGAUGCCCAGGACUUGUAUCUCACUGCAGGUCGGGUGGAGUUUGACCAAGUCUGUUUCAGCUACGUACCCGGCGCUGAGGUUCUCAGAGACGUGACCUUUAUGGUGGAGGCAGGACAGACUGUCGCUCUGGUUGGUCCAUCUGGAUCAGGGAAGAGUUCCAUCCUGCGUCUGUUGUUCAGAUUUUACGAUCCUCAGAGCGGCUUCAUCCGCAUCGAUGGUCAGGACAUCUCCCAGGUCCGUCAGUCCUCUCUGAGAUCCUACAUCGGCGUGGUUCCUCAGGACACGGUUCUUUUCAAUGACACAAUCGGCAACAACAUCCGCUACAGUCGAGUAAUGGCGACCGACGAGGAGGUGGAGCGAGCAGCGACGGCCGCCGACAUUCACGACAGGAUCCUGGAACUACCUCAGGGUUAUGAGACGGUGGUGGGAGAACGUGGGUUGAAGCUCAGUGGAGGAGAGAAGCAGCGAGUGGCAAUCGCAAGAACCAUCCUCAAAGACCCUCGGAUCAUUCUGCUCGAUGAGGCCACCUCGUCCUUGGACACCCAGACUGAGAGGAACAUCCAGACGUCACUGGCCAAGGUCUGCACCAACAGGACAACUAUAGUGGUCGCACACAGGUUGUCGACCAUAGUCGGUGCAGAUCAGAUCCUGGUGGUUCAGAACGGACAGAUCGCAGAGAGAGGACGACAUGAAGACCUGCUGGUUCAUGGAGGUCUGUACGCUGCCAUGUGGAUGAAACAACAGAAAACCCUCGACACAAACUCAGAUCCACCAUCAGACGCCAGACAUUCCACAGUGAACUGA
This is a messenger RNA of Sphaeramia orbicularis (orbiculate cardinalfish), 1926 nucleotides long. It is a transcript of the gene abcb6b, whose product is annotated as ATP binding cassette subfamily B member 6 (LAN blood group) b. Gene Ontology annotation, cellular component: vacuolar membrane. Lineage: Eukaryota; Metazoa; Chordata; Actinopteri; Kurtiformes; Apogonidae. Gene Ontology annotation, molecular function: ATP binding; heme binding; ATP hydrolysis activity. Gene Ontology annotation, biological process: heme transport; transmembrane transport. Bases 1 to 1926 code for a protein of 641 amino acids. The transcript is spliced from 19 exons. The record is from RefSeq and is a predicted model, not a curated record.